Didymodactylos carnosus is the source of this 1392-nucleotide messenger RNA. The record is from the annotation of a GenBank genome assembly. Lineage: Eukaryota; Metazoa; Rotifera; Eurotatoria; Philodinida; Philodinidae.
AUGUACAUGUCUGACUUGGAUUUUGAAUUGGUUGAUGACUCUGCUGGUGAGAUGUCCAUCAGAGAAUUACUUCAAUCAUCUUCAUUUCGUUUUACUUCAAGUGGAGCAAUAAUAGAUCCACUUUUAACAGGUAAUAACAAACGAAGUUCUCCACGACAAGAUGAACAACAGCGUGUUCAACAAGUUCGUACACAGUUAAUGAAACAAUAUGAAGAUGAAAAACGUACAUCGUCAAAUUCUACCGGUACCAGCUCGUCUCCACUUUCUUAUUCAAGCCGUUUAUCAUCUUCAACGGAAAGCAGUCCUAUACGUCCACCUUUAUUACGAAAUCAGAAUAGUACACCGACAGCAACCGUUCUUCCAUCUUCUACUUCUUCUACCAGUAUACAACAAUCUCCACCAACAAAACAGCUCGAUUCCGUGUCAUUAUUACUUAAACAAACCAUUGUACCAUCACAAACAUAUCAAAUACAAACACGAUUGGAAAAUCCGACACAAUAUCAUUUGGAGCAAAUGUGUCGCAAACAAUUAACUAAUGGAAACGAGUCAUUGCCGUUACAACAACAACCACCACAACGUCAGUUAUCAUCUAUAAAUCAAAUAUUACAGGAUGUCUCAUCACCAGAAAGUGAACGAAAUUCUGAAAUGGAUGAUCAACUAAACGAUGACACAACAUGUGGUAGUGUAGAAAGUACAACACCAUCCAUUGAUAUAACACCUCGGUUAUCGACGACUCUCGUUGAUGAUCAUGUAUCAAACUAUCUUUCAUCACCGGCAUCAAAAGAGGACAUAACACGGCAUUCAUCAUCGUGCCCAACAAAUAUGUUACGUGCUAAGGCACAAAUUGGUUUACCGUUGACUGAUGAAGAAAUGCGUCUUGUUAUACGUGAUAGACAAAAGAAAGAUAAUCAUAAUAUGAAACAGGAUAUUAAACAAAACAAAGGGACAAUUUUACGAGCGAGCGUUGAUUAUAUUAAAAUAUUACGUCGUGAAUAUGAAAAUGCGCGUUUAAUUGAAGAAAAGUAUCGAAUGUUAUCAGAACAGAAUAAAUCGUUACAAGAUCGUGUCCAAGACCUAGAACAAGCAUGUCUAGUAAAUGGUUUUAACAUUAGUCCAUCGAACAGUAAAUCAAUUAACAAUAAUAGUAAUAUUAAACAAGAACCAUCAUCUUUGCCAUCAUCUGUUGGCGUUUUAUCAUCGUCCUAUAAUCAACUAUUAGCACCGCCAUCGACGCCGAUUUUACUUGACUAUCAACAUCAUUUAGAUAAUAUUUCAUUUUGUGGUAAUGCAGAUGACAGCAAUGAAGAUCCACUUCCCAUAGAUCCUCUUCUCUCGUCUACCUCGUCGUUCAAUUACGGUGAAAAUGAUAUGGAUACUGGUAUGGGUUUUUAA